CUCUACCAGAAAGAUACACAAACCCUAGAAAUCACCUCUCUCUCUCUCUCUCUCUCUCUGUUGCUACACCCUCUUCGCUUUUCAUGGAUUGAGACAACAAAAGCAGAAUAAACCAGAGUCUUCGCUCGUAAGUACGAGUCGCACCGUUCUUGGCUGUGAAUUUUAGAACAAGAUGAUGCCUCGCACGUGCUCACAGUGUGGCACCACCGGCCACAACUCCCGAACAUGCGCCGACGGCAACAGCGGCACUGGCGAGAACAGUAUCUUACUGUUCGGAGUGCGAGUCACGCAAGGGAACUCGUUCAGGAAGAGCGCUAGCAUGACCGAUCUAUCACAGUACGAACAGCCGGCGCCUCAGGAUCCCAACGCCGAUGCCGAUUACGUCUCCGAUGAUGUCGUUCACGCUUCUGGUCGCAGCCGCGAGCGAAAGAGAGGUGUUCCAUGGACGGAGGAGGAGCAUAGGCUAUUCCUCUUGGGGCUCCGGCAGGUCGGUAAAGGUGAUUGGAGAGGGAUUUCUAGAAACUUCGUGAGAACUCGGACACCAACUCAGGUAGCCAGUCAUGCUCAGAAGUACUUCCUCCGCCGCCAUCACCAGAACAGGAGACGCCGGAGAUCUAGUCUGUUUGAUAUCACCACCGAUACGGUUAUGGAAUCUUCAACGGCAGUGGAAGGAGGUAGAAUCCACCAAGAAGCGGUCCCGCCCAAAUAUCCCCAUUCCGCUAGCUUCAACGGUUCUGCUUUUCAGAUGACGCUGUCCCCGCCGAUGUCUCCGACGGGAGCUAAAUUAAUAAGGCCAACGCCGAUCCUGCCAAUUGCUCCAUCGUCGAACAUGGCGAAUUUAAACUUGAAAGAGAAAGGUUACGUGGCCGUCUCUCUGCCGGCGAGCAAGGAGAAGUCGUCGACGACAAGUAGCAGGACGUCGGCGUUGGCUUUGGAGGUGAUUUCAGGGAAGCUAAGCGGUGGCGGUGAUCGCAGUAGCAUGAUUAGUGUUGCUUGAAGAUUAGGAAAAAGAAAAGAUGAUAGCGGAGGGAAAUUGUAUGAACUUCGAAGACUUGGAAAUGGCUCAGGGCUGUGCCGGAGAGUUCUGGAAGAUUAUAAUAUUGGGGCAGAUUGUACAGAGCAACAGGGGUAGAGAGAGAAGAUGUGGGUUUGAAAUUUUAAUAUAUUCUCUCAGUUCUGUAUAUAGUAAGACGUUUUUAAUCCAACUAAUAAAAAAUUAUUAUUUAAUUAAAAGUAUAAUAAUAUUUUAAUUUUA
Messenger RNA from Prosopis cineraria, 1255 nucleotides. RefSeq names its product transcription factor MYB1R1. Bases 173 to 997 code for a protein of 274 amino acids. The record is from RefSeq and is a predicted model, not a curated record. The transcript is spliced from 3 exons. Gene Ontology annotation, biological process: response to gibberellin; response to auxin; response to ethylene. Lineage: Eukaryota; Viridiplantae; Streptophyta; Magnoliopsida; Fabales; Fabaceae. Gene Ontology annotation, molecular function: zinc ion binding; DNA binding.